Messenger RNA from Eriocheir sinensis (Chinese mitten crab), 3022 nucleotides. RefSeq lists its product as uncharacterized. Lineage: Eukaryota; Metazoa; Arthropoda; Malacostraca; Decapoda; Varunidae. The record is from RefSeq and is a predicted model, not a curated record. The transcript has 9 exons. Bases 1 to 1425 code for a protein of 474 amino acids.
AUGACACCACACCGUCUCAGAGGAGUAGCUACAACCAUUUCUAGCCGACUGCAGUCCUCUGUAGCUGGUGUUACUCCGGUUGAUGAGCGUAUGGUGCUGUUGAAGAUCCUUCGAGACUCAGGAUGUCCCAGGCACCCACACGGAGAACCUGUCGGAGGUUACCCCAAGGUUUGGCUCGACGAGUUUGCGCCUCAUCUGUACCACUCUCAGAAAGGACCGGUGCUCCUUGCCGUGGGAACGGUGUUGAUUCAGCAAGCAUGGUGCCGCUGGCCGCUCCUGUCCCGGGAGACGCCGGGGCAGAACAGAGCGGGCGGCGGGCGAGAGCACAGGACUUCUCGGAGUGUGCGUACGACUUACGACUCGUCCACAAAAUACUACUACCUUGACUACCAAGAGAGAAGCAAUGACAGACAGAUGCCCUUCCUGCUGAGGUGUCCACUGCCGCCAAACACAACAGCUGUCCCCCUCGCCGUCUCCCUCACCGCAGAGCCGUGUGGCGAGGCAACCAAUCUACUGAAGGUGAUUGGAGGCAAGAAACGAGAAGUGUCAGCCUACAGAAACAAGAAGGUGCCCGACGACCCAAGGACGUUGGUAAAGGGAUGGGUGCCCGCAGUGUGUGGUCCUGCACUCUACUACUACCACGAAGACUUCUCCGUCCGCCUGGUGGAGUGGCUGGAGCUGCUGAGGGCGCUGGGCUUUGGUCAAGUGUUCCUCCACGUCACCGAUGUCCACCCAAACAUCACUCAAGUCCUGCGGCACUACGUUCAGGAUGGAUUUGUCGAAGUUACUGACUACCAUUACCCGCCGCCGUACCUAAACGAUCCCAGCCUGAGAAGGUUAUGGACGGAGGUGGAAAGGAAAAAAAUGUUUGCACAAGAAAAUAUCUACUUCACUGACUGUGUUUUACGCCACAUGCACCAGUACCGCUUUCUCGCACAUCUGGACCCCGACGAGCUGCCCAUUCUGCCCAACCAUGACAAUUUUACGCAUUUCUUGGAUGAUUUACUGGAUGGCAUCAAAGAAAAUGGUCCCCCUGGCUACCUUCUCCCGUGGAUUUACUUCUUCAAUAAUCUUCCACCGGUGAAGGAGGCUGCGGCGCUUCCCGACCACCUGUGGAUGCUGCGACACACUCAGCGACAAGCAAAGCCCAUAGGAAACUCCUAUGUAGGACAUUUUAAGCCUUUGUAUGACAUGAAUGUUGUCAGGGGAGUGUUUUCCCACGGAACCAUCCUGUGUUUAUCAGGUGGCUGUAAUCACUCCAGCAUGAAGAGAGUUGCUCCUGAGGUCGCAUACAUGGGGCACUUCAAAUCCACAUGUGAUGGAGAGUGCACGGAAAACACAGUUCAGGACUCAACUUUGCUGAAUUUGAAAACUCGGAUAGUCCCCAUAGUGGAAAAGGUACUGAAAACAUUACAUUUGAUUUGAUGGUUGACUUGGACUUCAAGUAAUUAAAAUGUUAUUACUAGAGGAGUCGGUGGCUGACUGGCUAUCGUGCCGGUUCGCAAUCGCCGUGUCGUGGAUGAUGUGGGUUGGAAUCCGCCGCUGCCACCUGAGAUUUUUUCAGUCAUCGCCGAGUGGCCUAAGACUACCCACAUGCUGUACUGAAGACCAUCCAUCAACCUGGACUCUAGAGUAACUGUCCAAGGGAAAUCAAGAAUGAGCUCUGGGGGGCAGCAUGAACCAAGAAUAGAUGGCGCCUCUAUAAACACUUGCCUGCUCCACGACGGGCUCGGGCCGACCACCAGGUCCCCAAAGAAAGCCAACCGGCGCCAUAGGCCAAGACGUAAGAAAAAAAGCUCUUAAACAAUCUUAGUGGUGUCAAAGUGAUAUUCAACGAAUUAUGUAUAGUUAUGGCACCUUCCAUAACGGAACCUGGUAUACUUGCUCCCAAAGUCACACUAUAGUAUUAGCAAAGAGAACCGAAUCGCUUUUAUGCGUUUCAUCGUGUCGAUUAACUAUAUAGCGGUGGAGGUGGGCCGGUAGAGUAAAAGGAGAAACGGGAAGGGAAUGGUGGUACAAGUUCGUGGUGUCGUAUUUGAUAGACAGGGACGUGGAAAUGUUCGAACAAUCUGGGGACUUGUUUCACACGAACCUGUUUCCAACUUUGAUCAAGGUCUUUGCAAUGGGAUCGUGUGUAAUAUCUCUACAUUCAGUUUUAUUUAAAUAGCAAUAUGUACUCGAGUUAGGCUAACGAGAUAAGAUAAUGCUAAAAAAAAUAGCUUGCUGAAAUUGUUUGAAUAUUUUACUUGGAACUACAUUAAUUUGAAGUGCUGAUUAUCAUGUUGUAAAUCUGAUGAUAAUAGAAAUAUUUAUUAUAACUUAUUGUUAAUUUCUUUAAAGUCUGUUCUCAAUAAAACAAAAUUUUUACGUUCAUAUACUUGCCUCGAUGAAAGAUUACAUUUGAUCUCUGCAGACAGGGUAGUGCUUCGUGGCAGACUUAAAGACGGUUAUCGUUUGUCACACAGGCAAAGCAUACAGUUGUAUAGUAUAAUAUUUUGAACACGUAUCUAAUUCAAACCUUGCACGAUCAUAUUUCGGACUUCACUCACCCUUCCUGGGCACGGCCACAGGGGAGCGGUUAUGUACUUGCUAGCUGGUGCAGAUGAAGUACACAAAAUAUAACAAUGCACACAUAAAUACAUUCAGAUUAUCAAAUAUUUGAUUUUAUUUGUGGCAGGUUUAUAAAUAAUCAUCAUAUUCAGCCAUUAUUAGUCCACCUUAGGAUAAAAUCCUUUCCGAGUGUUCUCCAUCUCACUGUUUUAUGUUAGUGUUCUCUAUCCGGCAAGUGCCAUACCUUCAUCAUUCUCCCUGGUGCUCCCUUCCCUCUCUCUGCCUUGACUUGUACAAUUUUUGGGUUGCCAUGUUAUAUUUUCCUGUAUGAGGUAUAAUACGGAGUUGACAACCAGCGGGUAUUGGGCCACCGGGCCCACGAAGCAAAUUGCCUGUGUUUCUCUGGGACUUGUAACAAUUACACCUCAAUAUAAAAAGUGACACUAUCGUUAAUAAAAAUGCAGCUGAUCAU